Molecule: messenger RNA, 1911 nt
Organism: Ornithodoros turicata
Lineage: Eukaryota; Metazoa; Arthropoda; Arachnida; Ixodida; Argasidae
Exons: 2
Coding region: 1-1911 (636 amino acids)
Source: RefSeq, a predicted model, not a curated record
AUGUUCACUUUCAAGUCUUUACGCCUUGACUACGGCCAAGAAACAGCAAAGUUGGCGAAGCGUUACGUCAAUGUGAUUCGCAGCAUUUCAAUCUUCAAAACCCACCUCCAAUUUACGACCAACUGCCGAGACAUGGACUUGAUCCCCCGAAGCCUACGCAUCAGACGUCUCGUCCACACUGCGGAGGGACAGAAUAUUUUGGCACAAGCCGAACGCCGUUUGGUAAUUGCCCGGAUCCACGAGUGCAGGUCAACAUUGAGAAGAAAAGAUCUUGAUCUCUUUUUCAUUCGUCGGCAACUCGAACAUCGCAUCCCGGACUUAUUUCAUUCGCUGGACUUGUUUGCCAGGACUUGUGCCUCCACUGUGGCAAAAAAACAGCGGAUAUCUCAGGACCGAAAACUUACGUCGCUAACGAAGGCAGACAGGACGCAGCCCAGCGCCGACGUCGCCAGAUUUGUAAAAAACAUCUCUUCGAGACAGCUCUCACCCAACGAGACAAGUGUGCUGGCGAAAGGUCACGGCUUCAACCUUACAACGGCACGACCACCUCUGGCAAAGAUGGUCGCAGCUGUCGAAGACGGUAUAAGACACCUGGAUUCCAGCAUUCAAGAACAAGUAAGACUGAAAGCGAUUGGAAUUAUGUCAAAAAUCCAAAAACAGCAAUGUCACAACAUAACCAGGGAAGAGCAUAAAGCACUUCGAAGCCUCCAGGAAGACUCGAAGAUUGUCAUUCUGCCUGCUGACAAGGGAAAUUCAACGGUCGUCCUAGACCGGCAGGACUACGAUGGCAAAAUCCGAGACCUCCUUGACAACAGUACGUAUGAAAAUCUCAAAAAAGACCCGACAUCGCAGAUUCAGACUAAGCUUAAUAAGAUACUUGCUGAUAUAUUCAAGAAAUACCCAGAUGCAAGAGCCCUCUACUUACGACUUAUCUGCAGGAACGGUAACGCGCCUGGUUUCUAUGGUGUCCCUAAGAUCCACAAGCCCGGUAUCCCACUUCGCCCCAUUGUAGACUUCAGAUCGUCCCCUCUUCGGGCGUUGUCCUGCUACCUACACAAGGUUUUAUCCCCGCUCACCGGAAACACCCCAACUCAUGUACGAAACUCUGCCCACUUCGUGGAGCGCGUCUCACCACUCAUCAUCAGCGCUGACGAGUGCCUCGUUUCGUUUGACGUUGUGUCUCUCUUCACGAACGUGCCGGUCCCACUGGCAGUGGACGCUGCCAGGAUGGCACUUGAGAGGGACAACGACCUGGCGACUAGAACCCACCUCAGUGUUCACGAAGUGUGCCGCCUCCUAGAUUUCUGCCUCAGCGGAACGUACUUCUCAUUCAACGGAGAGUACUACAAGCAGACUACCGGAACAGCAAUGGGUGCGUCAAUAUCUGUAACCGCAGCGAACUUGGUGAUGAAAUCAAUUGAAGAAAGUGCCCUGCAAUCCCCCGAUAUUAAACCGAAAACAUUCUUACGGUACGUAGACGAUUGCUUCUGUAUUUUGAAGAAUUCCGAUGUUGACGAGUUUUUGGCACGCCUAAACCGCAUCGAGCCAUCCAUCCAGUUUACCGUGGAACUCGAGAGGGACAACGUUUUGCCUUUUCUCGAUGUACUCGUAAAGAGAGAAGCAAGUGACCUAAAGUUCACCGUGUACAGGAAGCCCACUCAUACGGGACGAUAUCUAAGCUGCACUAAUGUACUUGUCCCAGCGUUUCACGAGGGCUUGGAUGCCAGCAGCGUAGAAACCCUUACCGGCGCGCAGCAGCCAUGGUCGGACAGCAUUCUUGACCUCGUCGUCGCAGCUGAAGUGGCGACCCCCAAGGAACGCCUUCAGUGGCCCGAAGAGAUGGAAAUCGCUGGAGGCGAGUUCUGCACUGCAAGGGGGAUGUGGCAGCAACUCCCAGCCAAGUUCCUGUAA